AGCCAUUUUGGCCCAGGCCGCUGCAGUCCAAGCAUUUGGGCAGCACGGCGGCUCCCCGUGCAGGGGCCUCUUGCUGCGGGGCGCGCUGCAGAUAUGGGGAAGUGGAGCGAGGCGAGCAAGGAGGAAUGGGCCACCAAGGAAUGGACCGUGGCCGACUACGAGGUGCCCGGCUUUGCCGAAGCUCUCACGGAGGCGUUGCGACCCCACGUCGGCCAGGAGGCCGACGUGCGGGAGUUUGAGAACAAGGUCGCUAAGAAGAUGAUGCAAGCCGCCAAGAAGUUCAACAAGGACGAGCGCCGGAACUCCCACGGGUCGCCGUUCAAGGCGCAGGAGUUUGUGGAGGAGUUCUGCGACCAUUGCCUAGGAGCUCUCAGCGGCGUGAUGUACGACAAGCCGUGGGCGGGCGAGGUCAACUACACCGGGCCGCUGCUGGCCCUCGCGCUGUACACGUUCGACGGCGCCAAGAUCUUUCGCAGGACGGUCGGGCCCAUGAUCGAGAAGUUCAUUGAGGAGGGGAUCUUCAAGUUCCGCGAGGAGGAACGCAUCCAGAGGGUCAUGGAAGAGGCGAUAGACAGUGCGGCAGUGAAGGAGACGCACAAGAAGAAGGCCCUCAAGCACCUCGGCAUCGCGUACGACGAGGCGCACUUCAAGGCUCCCUACAGCAAGGUGACGGGCGAAACGCCCGAGAUGGGCCAUCUCAAGGCGUUCGUCAAGGGCUGGAUGGCGGAUUUCGCUGAGCGCGCGUGGGACAUUCUGGAGAACGGCGUAGGACAGGGUGUGGGCAGCUCAAGGGACGAGAUGGUCUUGUUCAUGACCGUCCUUUUCCAAGCGCUCGCGGACGGCAAGGACCCCUGCCUGCCCCACGACCUGGUCUCGGCCGCGGGUGCGGUGCCGCCGAGCCCCUGGUCGUACGUCGCCGAGGUCGCGGAGGCGGUGUUCCGGGAGAUGGACGAGCGGGCGGAGCAGUCGAGGCAGAAGAAGGCGAAGCUCAUGGCGGAGGGGCUGUGGGAGGAGGGGCCGUGGUCCAUGGGCAAGAACAAGAAGUGAGCGGCAGCGGCAUUUGCUCUUCCUCCCCCUCCUUGACGCCCUGCGCGGCGUUCCUCGUCCAGGGGGAGGAGGAGGAG
This is a messenger RNA of Prorocentrum cordatum, 1124 nucleotides long. NCBI's taxonomy places the organism in Eukaryota, Dinophyceae, Prorocentrales, Prorocentraceae. The record is from the annotation of a GenBank genome assembly.